AUGAAUAAUUCAAUUAUUUUAAUAGUAUUUACACUUGUUUCACUCAUCAUUGGUACUACUAUUUCAGAAAAUGUAGUGUGGGAUAAAAGUGUACAAUGUGAUUCGUGGCAUUGUGAUUUUAAUGAUGGAUCAAAUUGGGUAGGAGGUGUUGCCCCAUCAUCCAAUGACAUUGCAUUUAUCGAGAUCCCCAUUACAGAGCUAAAAGCACAAAAUAUCUUUUCAUUUGAUAACAUUCAAAUCUCUGGUCUUGUACUCAACGGUACCUCUACUGCUCCUUUGGGAUUUACCAGUUUCUCUAAUUUCCAAGUUAAAGGAGAUGUAUUUGUUGGCAACUUUAGUACUUUUAUCAUAAACUACUAUGGUAUUUUAUCGGUAGCUGGAGAUUUGACGGUUGUGAAUAAUGGUGUAUUCCAAGCAUUGGAUUAUGUCAGUGUCAUAAUUGAUGGUGGUGCACUUUUUGACACUGCUUCUGUCUAUUUACAUGGUAUUAAUGGUAGUCUGUCAAUCACAGGAGACAGCUUUUUCAAUGGUAAUGCUACCCUCUCUCACUUUACAACUGUCACAUUGGGUGGUAUUGCUACUAUCACUGGCUGGACUCCAUUCACAGCUUUGGGUGAUGUCACCGUAGAAGAUCUCAUAGUCAACGAAGCUGCUACAUUUAAUAUUGGUCGUAGUCUUGUAGCUACAUCUAUUCUACUUGACACUGAUGCCAAUCUCAAUGUAGACUAUUCAGUUGUUGUCCGUAUUCUUGACCUUGGUCUCAACGCUCAAUUUAUCCAAAAUCAAGAUCAAAUUGAUACGACUGAUGGGUCACCAAUCACCGUUGAAAUUGAUUCGGUCAGUUCUACUAGAAUCUCGACUGUUAUAUUUGGCAAGGCUGACUCUGUAAACGUUCCAUCAAUCUAUUUGCCAUUGGGGUAUGUUACUAGUACAGACUUGGUAGAUCAACUCAACUUGGGAGGUCAAGAUGACCAGUCGACCCUUUUCAUUUUACAAUUCACACUUGGAAAUCCACAUACUCCCACCGGAGUUUUCUCGGCCAAUUUGACCAAUAUUGCAGUCACCCAUAUUUGGGAUACUAAACUCAACACAUCUCCCAAUACGACUCUGUAUUUUAACGAGUAUGCUAGUUGGGCAACCACUACAUUUGCACUAAACAAUGCAGCUGUCUAUAUUGGAAACCAAGCUCUACUCAAUUUAACCAAUUCUCAAAUCCAACUUGUUGGAAACUCUGUUGUCCAAGUGUCACCCUUUUCUUCACUCCUUGUCAAGGAUAGUGCUCUCCAGACCCAAAGUAUUAUUGCCAACAAGGGAAACAUCACUGUACAAAACUCUACUGUUAGUGGAACCAUCACUACACAGUCUUCACAAGUUUCCAUUUCCUCUCCAGCCACAUUUGGUAGUCUCAUUCUCCAAGGUGAAUCUAUCCUCACCAUAGACAUUUCAAACCCACUCUCUACCAUUGUCUCUAAUGUCCCAAUCACCAUUCAAAAUAGUUUCUCAUUUGGUGGAACAGGAACUGUAACUGUCACCAUCUCAAAUCCCAGUUCACUCAAAGCCGGCCAAGUCUACUAUAUUGCUGUCAGUCCCUCUCUUUCCAUCUACCCAGAUCAAAUCACUCUUGCCACACCUUUACCAAAUCAAUUAACUUCUAGUUUUGAUAUAAUCACCUCUAAUAAUAGUAAUUUAAAUUAUCUUAUUUUAAAUAUUCAAUAA
Cavenderia fasciculata is the source of this 1716-nucleotide messenger RNA. RefSeq lists its product as uncharacterized. Lineage: Eukaryota; Evosea; Eumycetozoa; Acytosteliales; Cavenderiaceae. Bases 1 to 1716 code for a protein of 571 amino acids. The transcript has a single exon. The record is from RefSeq and is a predicted model, not a curated record.